AUGUCAGAUGUACCAUGGGAAAACGAAGAGAAACGAAACUACAUUUGUAUGCAAAAUAUUAUCAUUGAUGUUGUCAGUGAAGGAUUGAGGAAAGUUUUUAAAAACGAAUGGAAUGUUCGUUAUCAGGCAAGUUUCGGAGCAUGGGAUGACACCAGUGUAAGUGGACUGCAGUUGUUUAAUCGGGAAAAUGCACGAUCAAGACCAUUCAAGAACAUGUACCAGGCAAAAUUUCAACAUGGAGAUACAAAUCAAUGGGAUUGCACUGUGCUUUUUGACGCAAUUCUGUACUCAAACGCGAUUGGUAAAUCAAGCCUUAAACCAGCAAUUAAGACUGAAGUGGACAAUAUUCGAAGUAUGCGAAAUAAAAUUAUGCAUGCUGAAGAAACUACCCUAUCUGAUGCUGACUUCCAAACCAUGAUCAGUGAUCUCGAAAAGGCAUUUAAAGCCCUCAGUGUUCCAAUUAAUGAUAUCACGCAAAUGAAAAUGAAGAGAAACCUUUACAAAUCGUUUAAAGUUUUACCUUCAAAGCCAACCCACGAAGUUGUUUACCGUUCUGAGAAGGUUAAGGAUAUACAACAAGAACUCCAGACGUUACGCAUUGAUAGCGACAGUAAACUUACAUAUUUCUAUAUUUCCGGAAAUCCCGGAAGUGGAAAAUCGCAGCUAUCCCGGCAACUGGGAGAGGAUUUGUUCAAGGACGUAAACUUUGAAACACAGGCAACAUUUGUAAUGACUCUGCACGCAAAAGAUUUAAACACUCUCCUUCACUCGUAUGAAGAUUUUUGCCGACGUCUAAAUUGUUCUGAGAGUGUAUUGAGAAAUGUAAUCAAUUCAUCCAAAACAAACAAAGAAAAGAUCGAAGAUUUAAGAUCACUGAUUGAAAGCAGAAUCAAGAACUGGAAAAGGUGGUGGAUUAUAGUAGACAAUGUGGAAAAUCUCGAGGAUAUUGCAGCCUUACUACCUCAAAUUGGCAGUGAAGUCUGGAGUAAUGGUCAAAUUAUAUUGACAAUUCAGAAUACAAAUGCAAUCCCUUCUGACAGUCAGUUCACUAGGCAUAUUUCACUCAGUCGUGGCAUGAAAGAUCAAGAGUGUCGUCAGUUACUUUCCAUAUUAUCAGGAACUGACGCUAAUGAUCCAUUAUUUGAUGAAGUUGCUGAGAAGUUAGAUCACCAACCUUUGGCUAUGGCUGCCGCAGCUGUAUACUUCAAGAAAGUCAUCCAGACAAAAUGUUGUCCAAGGUUUUCGUGGCAAGAUUAUUUAGAGAAGUUAAAAGGUAAAAGAAAAGUCACAGAAGAACAGCUUCGCCAAACCAGUUCAGCCUAUCCAUUCACCAUGUCUGCGGCGGUCUCCCUAGCUGUUGAAAAAUCUGCGGAAAACAAUUUUAUUUUAAAUCACACAUUCAAUCUUUUUUCUCUGAUCUCCUUUGAACCGUUACCUGUUGAUAUUAUUGUCGAAUACGUUCAGGAACUUGAUACAAACUAUGAUAAAGAGGAAAUUUAUUUGGCAUUGAAGCAUUGUUCGCUUUUUCUUCUUACUGAAACUGAAACUGAAGAUUGCGAUGUCUCGCUACAUCGUGUUGUCCAUGAAGCAACUAAGUUGUUAAGUGAUUGCCAAGAAUCGGAAGCUUCAUCUUAUUCCCAGAGUGGGAUUCCUAAUGAAAGAGUGAAUGUUGGCGCUGCAAUUACAGUUCAAAAUGUUCUAAAAGCACUUUAUCAUUUCCAUCACAGGGACGAUCAAAUCAAAAUGAUUCCCCAUUUGAAGGCAUUUAAUACAGCAAUGAAAAAACGAUUUGUCGAACAAGACUCGUUAUAUUCAAUUAGCUUAGGCUUUGAAAACCCAGAAAUAUGUGCCAUAUAUCACUAUUUUGGGAAAACUUUAAAUGGCUAUUGCGAGUAUCAAUUGGCUGUCAAAUUUCAUAAUACAAAUCUUCAAAUCUGGAGAGAUUCAGAAAAUCACAAUUGCAGGGCCAGUACAUUUAACGAACUUGGCAUUUCAUACACAAAAAUGGGGGAACUCGACAAGGCUAAAGAUUACUACCAACGAGCACUGGAAAUUCAAGAGGAACAGCUAGGUUCAAACCAUGUUGAUGUUGCAGCUUCUUAUAACAACAUUGGUGCAGUGUACAGUAAAAAAGGUAACCUGGACCAGGCUAAAGAUUAUUACCAACGAGGACUGGAAAUUAAAGAGAAACAGCUAGGUCCAAACCAUGUUGAUCUUGCAGUUUUUCAUAACAACAUCGGAGGAGUGUACAGUGACAAAGGUGACCUAGACCAAGCUAAGGAUUAUUACCAUCGAGCACUGGAAAUUCAAGAGAAACAGCUAAGUCCAAACCAUGUUGAUGUUGCACUUUAUUAUAACAACAUUGGCCUAGUGUACAGUAAAAAAGGUAACUUGCACCAGGCUAAGGUUUAUUACCAACGAGCACUGGAAAUUCAAGAGAAACAGCUAGGUCUAAACCACAUUGAUGUUGCAGCUUCUUAUAACAACAUUGGUCUAGUAUACAGUGAAAAAGGUGACCUGGAUCAGGCAAAGGAUUACUACCAACGAGCACUGGAAAUUCAAGAGAAACUGCUAGGUCCAAACCAUAUUGAUAUUGCAGCUUCUUAUAAUAACAUUGGUGGAGUGUAUUAUGAUAAGGGUAACCUGGACCAGGCUAAGAAUUAUUACCAACGAGCACUGGAAAUUCAAGAGAAGCAGCCAGGACCAAACCAUGUUAAUGUAGCAGUUUCUUAUAACAACAUUGGCCUAGUGUACAGUAAAAAAGGUGACCUAGACCAGGCAAAGGAUUACUACCAACGAGCACUAGAAAUUGAAGAGAAAGAGCUAGGUCCAAACCAUGUUGAUGUUGCAGGUUCUUAUAAUAACAUGGGUCAAGUGUAUUAUAAUAAAGGUAACCUGGACCAGGCUGAGGAUUAUUACCAACGAGCAAUAAAAAUUCAGGAGAAACAGCUUGGUUCAAACCACGUUCAUGUUGCAGUUUCUUGUAACAACAUUGGCCUAGUGUACAAGGAAAAAGGUGAACUGAACCUGGCUAAGGAUUAUUACCAACGAGCUCUGGAAAUUCAAGUGAAACAGCUUGGUCCAAACCAUGUUAAUGUUGCAGUUUCUUACAACAACAUUGGUGGAGUGUAUAGUAAAAAAGGUGACCUGGACCAGGCUAUGGAUUAUUACCAACGAGCACUGGAAAUUCAAGAGAAGCAGCUAGGUCCAAACCAUGUUGAUGUUGCAGUUUCUUAUAAUAACAUCGGUGGAGUGUAUUAUAAUAAAGGUAACCUGGACCAGGCUAAGGAUUAUUACCAACGAGCACUGGAAAUUCAAGAGAAACAGCUAGAUCCAAACCAUGUUGAUGUUGCAGUGUCUUCUAUGAACAUUGGUCUAGUGUACUAUAAAAAUGGCAACCUGGACCAAGCUAUGAAUUAUUGCCAACGAGCAGUGAAAAUUCAAGAGAAACAGCUAGGCCCAAACCAUGUUGAUGUUGCAGUUUCUUAUGAGAACAUUAGCCUAGUAUACAGUGAAAGAGGUGACCUGGUCCAGGCUAAGAAUUAUUACCAACGAGCACUGAAAAUUAAAAAAAACAACUAUAGGCGGUAGGAGGAGCAUCCAAAAGAUGUAAUUCCAUUGCACUCUUCUUGGGACUACGUAAUUUUCGCAUGAAUCAAUAGAUAAAAAUUACUUUAUGAGAAUCCGUUGCUCCCCAAGGGAUACAGGUGCACAAUAUAAUUGGGAAAAAAUUCCUCCGAAAUUUGAUAUUCUCGCGCUUCGAAAUAUUCAAACCCCCAUUGUUUUGGAAGCAAACACGCAUGUGCAUGUCAGCCAAACUCACACUGCGCACGCGCAGACAGGAGAAAUGGAUUGUCCCUUCCCCCCGAUUCCCUCGUAAAAUGAACAAAAUAACAUCACGGAAGACUACGCGUAAGCUAUGCAUGUAGUCUGUACAAGAUUCGCUUGUCACGACACCGAAUUUUACAUUUUCAGAAUACCCCGAAUGCUUGAAAAUUGUGAUGAUAAGACAAAAUAAAACAAAGAUUGUGAAGGGGACAAAUUUUGCCCGUGGGCAAGCAUUGCUCCUGAACGGCAAGUGUUGGUGUCGAAUCCGUAUAUUUCCUGUCCAGCGUAAACAGGUUUAUACGCGAAGUUUUAUAUUUGUGUUUAUUUAUAUCGAACUAAGAAUAUUGCUAUAAAAGCAUAUUUAACUACUAAAUAUUAAAGACAAUAGCCAUAGUGUUCAAGACGAGAGAAAGCAAUUUUCGUGUGAAUCGCCACUUGGAGACAUAUGCCUUUGGCUUUGCCUGUCACUGCAGUCGGAAAAUCUCCAGAAAUAUCGGUAUACUUAGAAACAUCGAAGGUUCCUUUGGAGAUUUCAUCUGAUUCAUGCCAAUAAAUAAUAUCGAUUGAGACGUCUUUUGGUACCCUGGUUUCAAAGGUUGAAAAUAAACCUCUGGUUGACAGCGGCCAUUAGGGUCAUAUCCUGAGUACUCUGUAUCCUGAUUGGAUGAUUGUAUUAAAGCUCUCUGAUUGGUUAUAGAUGUUUUAUUUUAAUCAAUCAGGGAGCUUUAAUACAAUCAUCCAAUAAGGAGACAGAGUCAGGACUUGAGCCUAAUUCAAACUGAUUGGCGCGGCUCGAUGAAUCAAUUGCCGCUUUCAACCAGAGGUAUAUUUUUCGUCUCCCAUUCGCAAUGAAAAUAAUAAAAAUAAACCUUUGGAACCAGGGUAGACUUUUGGCUGUUUAUUUGUUUCGAAUACUUGUAUAUUUCAGCUAAGAAUAUCUCGCCGCUCCCUGACGAGUAGGUGUAGUUACGUAAACUUGUCUCGCCCUCACACAAAAGCCCUGGGAAAGAGGUUUACUUUUUUAAAAUAGGAUUUUAUCCAACGAGUUGGAGACUCAAGUGGUAAGGAAGAGCAUGAGUGUACGUUGACUGAUGUUUGUGAUAUAAUAGUAACUGACUAGGUUUAGCAAGUCAUGGGAAUGAUGCUAUUUCAAUUGGCUAACAUUUUAGUUUUUUUUAGCAUUUUGAAACAACAACUAGGUUAAUCAUAAGUGGGUGCAAUUAAAACAAUGUCUGUUAUGUAGACUCAUGCAAUUAUUAAGUACAUAAUUGUAACAAGUGCUGUAUGCUAAAUGAAUAAAUAAAUAGUUUAUACAUUCUCUUGACCAACUUUGUAAGUAAUUUUUCAUUAAAAUUAAUGCAACAUUAAAACAUAUAUAUAUAUAUAUAUAUAUAUAUAUAUAUAUAUAUAUAUAUAUAUAUAUACAUACUGAUUAAAUAUUUAUAUACAUAUAUAUGUCUAUUUAUAUACAUACUGAUCAAAGGUCCCACAAUAACAUGCUGCUGAUACUUGGUGGUACAUUACAUGAAAAUACAAAAAAACUGCAUAUAAUUGCACCUAUAAAUGUUAAGCCACAGAGGGGGAGGGGGUUGGGCGUAUGUAGGGAUUUUGAUUAGCAUUUUGGGCACAAGUUAGGGUAAUUUGAACCAAAAUGACUUUUAUUAAUAUAGUAUUUUUUGAAAAAGGGUUGUGUAUUUGACCAAUAUUUAUUAUUACCCGACAGUGGGACAUUUGAUUGAAAAUUUGCUCAAAAAAUCAAAUGCCCCACACAUGCCCGGCCCCCUCUCUGGGGCUUGACAUUGUAAGAACCACCAUUUCUCAAACUUUAUUUGAAUUAGUUGUGUAAUUGCAUUACAAAUACUGUUAAAAAAAACCAAGCUAGUAGUUCUUCACCGCUAUAAUCCAAGUGAGUAUAUAGACAUUUUAAGACCUAACCCGGAACGACUGCGAAAAUGCAGCACAAGGUCCUAUGGUAGGAAUUGAACCUACGGUCGUGCGAUUCAGUCGCAGCGCUCUAACCAACUGAGCUACAGAGGCCAGUUGUUGAACCGUAACCGUAAUUUCAUCUAUAUAUAGGUGAUCGGGUGUGCGCGGGUUGUGAUUAGGUGGACUUCAACAAUCUGGAUUCUGCACUUCACUUGGAAAUAAUAGAAUGCCGUUUUUAGGAAAAACAAAAACAGCAUUCUAAUAUUACCAAGUAAAGUGGCGAAACCAGAUUUUUGAAGUCCAUUCUAUCCAAUGGCAUUCUAGGACCAACACCUCCAUGACAUUGUUCUCCAAACAUUCUAGCAGCGUGAUAAAUCGGAUUGUAUUUUUGACCAGCAUGAAGUACAGAAAUAGCCUUUGCAACAAGUGGGAGAAAAUUUUGAGGGACAAAGUUUAGCAUCUAAUAAACCAGGGUUAACUUUGCCAGCCAUUUUUGAAACCGGUGGAUGCAUGUGUAGUUGUUCUCGUUGUCGCUGAGUUUUGAAAAUCCAGAAGUCAUCAAUACAUUGCCAGGGAAGUGAACAAGGAAAGGUCACUUGAUGGAGCCAAUCUUAGCAUCGGAGAUCUUGCAGAUGUAGAAGGUCACUCUGUACAGUUAGGAAGGUCCGAUAUUAACCUACCUCCAAAUUUAAUGAUGAUGCUUAAUUCUUGCGGACAAGUCAUUGACAAAAAUAGAAUCCAGCCAAAAUCACGAAUCUCAAAUCUAUUAAAAAAACCAGACAAACAAUAUAUUUCACUUACAAAAUAUUGUAUAUAAUCAAUAGUAUAUCAAAACUUCUAUAGUAUAUAACAUUUCUUUAGAAAAAAGCGAGUAAUUAUUAAUAGCACUUCAUUAUCGAUCUGAGUGGCAAGGCAGCAUAUUUUGCAAAGGGCUAUAUUCAACG
Molecule: messenger RNA, 6698 nt
Organism: Paramuricea clavata
Lineage: Eukaryota; Metazoa; Cnidaria; Anthozoa; Malacalcyonacea; Plexauridae
Source: the annotation of a GenBank genome assembly